Messenger RNA from Dendroctonus ponderosae (mountain pine beetle), 1720 nucleotides. RefSeq names its product cartilage oligomeric matrix protein-like. Gene Ontology annotation, biological process: cell adhesion. Gene Ontology annotation, molecular function: calcium ion binding. The record is from RefSeq and is a predicted model, not a curated record. NCBI's taxonomy places the organism in Eukaryota, Metazoa, Arthropoda, Insecta, Coleoptera, Curculionidae. The coding region runs from base 1 to 612 and encodes 203 amino acids. The transcript is spliced from 4 exons.
AUGCCGGUUCAGAGCAAAAUGAAAUUUUCAGUUUCCGGAGAAUACAUCUGCGUGUGCAUAGUUGGAUGGGCUGGAAAUGGGGAAAUCUGUGGGCGAGACUCGGACUUGGACAGCUGGCCUGAUGAUCAGUUGCCAUGUGGAGAAGAGCACUGCAGAAAAGAUAACUGCCUUGACCUGCCUAAUUCCGGACAGGAAGACGCCGACGGAGACGGACUUGGAAAUGCCUGCGAUCCAGAUCCAGAUGGUGAUAAUGUUAUAUCGGAUGAUAACUGUCCUUUCCGCCCCAAUGCUGACCAAAGGGACUCCGAAAGAAAUCCAGACAAAAUCGGAGAUGUUUGCGACAAUUGCGUAAACGUUUACAAUCCAGACCAAUCGGACAUUGAUAACGACGAUAUUGGAGACGCUUGCGAUCCCGACAUGGAUAAUGAUGGCAUUUUAAAUGAACGAGAUAACUGUCCAAGACACGCCAACAGGAAUCAGCUGGAUUCGGAUGGGGACGGGCUUGGAGAUGUGUGCGAUAAUUGCCCCAGCAGAUACAAUCCCGAGCAGGAAGAUGUGAAUGAAAAUUUGGUGGGAGAUGUAUGUGAAACCCGGAAUGAUAUAGAUCGGUAAGCUAGUAGGAAAUAGGAAGGCACUUCCUAAGGAAAUCGUAGGAACGACAUUAAAACAUCACUAAAACGCGUACAAACUUCGCUGGGGGUUGCCUGACUUGAGUAACUUUAAGCUCGUCUGGCCACCAAGCAAUAUUGGUGAUUUUCGCUGUAGUUUAGACCAAAUGUCGAUAGCUCUAAGCAAAGCUGCUAGGCAAACCUGCUAGGCAAACCGUUCAUUGUGUUUUGAACUGUACACUUAAAAGGUAAAAUAAUGCCAGAAUUAGCGAAACGUUGAUAAAACUCGGCAGCGAAAAUGGAUGAAAGGUAAAAAAGAUGAUCGAUUUCUAGCGAGAGCAGUUCGGAAAACGCAUCCUAAGGACGCGCGGUCCGCAGACUACACACUAUUACAUACACACAAACGGCCCACAGACUCCACACUAUUAUAUCAUAGAACAAGGCUUAUAUAGAAACGACUCUUGCUCUUGUAGAAAGUGUGUCGCUAAAGUGGCGCGCCCUGCUGACUGAGAAUUAAAGAAUUCAAACAAACCUGCAUUAUGAACCCACUAUACUUGCUUAUUUUUAAUUGUGUCGCAAGGGGCAGCUGAUAAUAGGGAUAAAUGACUCAACUACACAAAAAUAUAUAUGUUACUUGUUGUUUAUUGUUUAUGUAAAUACUUUUUACAGAUAAAAAAAAUCUUUGGAGCAUUUUUAGGAACAACUUUAAAACAUACGCCUUUUGUGAUAGGAAGCCGUGCAUUUUCUUCAAGACACCAAUAAACAGCUACCAUCUUCGCAGAUUAUUGACGAUUUAUGAAAACAGAUAAGGAAAAAGAUAAUCUGAAAAUAUGAAAAUAUCAUUAUUAAUUUUGAACAGAGGUUUCAGCGGUGAGCAACCCGAUGCUAUGAACUAGCUCUAAUGAGAAAAAUAUCCUGUUUUCCAUUUAUUUGUUUCUUGAUGAAAAUGCCACCUGAAUAAUAAGCUAAGUGAUUUCGACUUACCCAACAAAAUAUUCACAAAUUACGUAUUGGAGAACAUGGAGAAACGUAUCACAAUCCAGUAUGUGCAGGAAGCAUGAGGCACGAAAUCAUACAACUUAUCACAGAUUAUAUCGUCAGAAAUGAAUAAA